GUUGACCCUAAGGAGAACUGCAAGGAGAUGGGUCAGCCCUGUUCUAGGAUUCCUGAUCCCGUGUAACAUUAAUACUUCACACUAGCCAGGGUGUGUGAUGAACGGUGAGGAUGAGGUGGAGAUGAGGGAGAGGGCGAGGGAGGAGAGGGAUGAGAUUGUAGAGAAGUAUGAUAGAGGGAGAGAGGAGGGAGCACAGAUUGAUGACUGGGAGGAUCCAAAAUAUGAAUAUUAUCAUUCUAUCGAUAGGUACGGAUUUAUCCAUGAUAAACGGUUACCUGACCACACGGGUAGAACAGAGAGGGAGCAGAAGCUCCUGGCCAAGGAGAUGAACAGGGUGGAUAAGUGGGUCACCAUGCUGAAGAAGGAGCCCGACAAAUAUUUCAAGGAGAGAGCUAAGAAUAGGGAUACAAUGGUAGGGCGGGUUUGGAAGGGUGUUCCCCUCCGAAUGCGAGGAACAGUUUGGGCCAAACUCCUGGAUAUAGAUUCACUCAAACAAGAACAACCAGGAACCUAUGAGAGAAUGAAGAAGCAAGCCCGACACCACUCUCCUGAUAUUCGACAAAUAGACCUAGAUGUUAAUAGAACCUAUAGGAACCAUAGUAUGUUCAGAGAACGAUAUAAUGUGAAACAACAAGCUCUUUUUCAUGUACUGGCCGCGUACAGUAUGUACAACACAGAGGUCGGAUAUUGCCAGGGUAUGUCCCAAGUUGCCGCCCUACUACUCAUGUACCUGGAGAGGGAGGAAGAUGCGUUCUGGGGUCUGCACAAGCUGAUGGUUGGAAACCUCUACAGGAUGCAUGGACUCUUCAUUCCUAACUUUCCCAAGCUCAUUAGGUACAAGACAGGACUGAGUUUAAUCUUUAUACGCACUGUUGCCUGUGGGCACUUUAAUUUGAGGAUAUAUGGUGCAUUUCAGUUAUCGCUUGAGGUAUUUAAGUGGUUUUUCCAGUGCUUCCUUGAUAGGUUACCGUUCAGCUUAACCCUUAGGGUUUGGGAUCUAUACAUCCUAUUAGGGGAACAGAUUCUUUUUGCUACAGCAUACACCAUUCUCAAGGUAAUAGAAUUUAGGACUAAUGUCGCACAUUGGCGCUUAUUUAUGUCGAUUAAGAUAACAUUAUGUAAAAAAUCUUGUUUUCCAGGUUAUGGUCCAGCUAGUGAAGAACCAAGCAAACCGUUUGGUAUGGAGAGAUUUCCUACAGCUGAGGAGGAAGUAGGAUAUAGGCAACCAUUCACAAAACAGGAGAGGGACUUCUCACUUCAUACAAUUCAGAGGGAAAAUGAAGUAGCUAGAAAACUAGAACAUAUUGACAGUCAGACCUCGAUAGAUGAAGGAUCUUUUGAUCAUAGUUUAAAUGAAACUGUGAGCGGAGAACCUGACACUGAGGAUCAUCACAGUGAUCUACUUGAACAAGAUAUAUCAAUAGAUAGUCCUCAUAGGAGUAGGAGUAAUCUAGGGAGCCGCAGCCAAACCCCUGCUGAACGACAUCACCCUAUUCUUCCCCCUUCCCCUCUCCCUCCUUCUAAAGAACAGUUGCAUCUGAUGUUCCUACAAUGGUACAAGGAUACUGAUGAACUCGACAACGCGUAUUUAACCCUGCUGAACCAGCUAGAUAUAAACCAGCAUCCAUUACCCUCCCCCCACCUCACCUCCCCAUCCACUCCUCACCCGUUCUCCGUCCCUCAUCGCCACUCCCCUGCCGACCAGAGACCAUUGAGUGCCGAUCCUCAUCAAAACAAACAAAAGGAUGAUCGUAAGAGACAUAGCGCCCAUGUACCGCUGCAGUACGCACAACCCCCGCCAGGGGCAGAAUUCCCGCAUUUUAUCCCAUUUAAACCUGAUAAUAGGAUCAACAGCAGAUCCCACACAACCUCACAACAACAACAACAACAAUUUAGUCAACAAAGUUAUCAAAUUGACAACAAUAGUAGCGGACAAAGCAUAAUAAAUCAACGUACAGAGAAGGUAGAUGGCUCCUAUAGUAGAAGGGAAGCUAAGGCUCGAUCUGGUAGUCGGGGUUCAGAAUCAUCUCAAGAUCAGGAUCCGAGAUCACAUGGUUUAGUGGAUCCCGGACGGGUUCGCACAGGAAGUAAAGGUUCUAAAUCCUCCCAUGGAUCAAGGACGUCAAAGACAUAUUAUUUCGGUGAGAACCCCGACCCUUCCAACGGGGUGGAGGACCCCUUGAACACGUCUAUGGAGGGUGCUACGCCCCACAAGGGCGAGGUUGUGAGGAUCAAGGUUCCUUUCCAGGACGGAGAAGGAACUCCGGAGACAGAGGACAGGAUACUCAGGGAGGACAAGGAGAUUAGUCCCAGAUAUAACGGACACAAAGUCACAAUACAGGUGAAUAGAGCUGGACAGGAUGAGGUUGACCAGCCUACUCCUACAAGCUUCAAAUCCAGCCAGAUUUCAAUGCGUCAAGUCACAAAAAAAUCCAUAUCAUCGUCAUCUAGAAAGGUGAACUCUACUGAGGAAGUACACCGGAGUACACAUACAAUGGUUCUCUCAGAACAUAGUAAAGAUAAUCAGGGAGUGGUACAUAGUGUAGAAGAGUAUGAAUGUGCGGAUACCAGUAUAAAGGAUGGUAAAGUGGUGGCUCAACAUAAUGAGUACUCGAUACACUCAACACCUUCAACUCCUUUACAGUUCGGUGUACCAACCAACCAUAACUCUUCUCCUGCCAGGAUUAGAGAGAACAGAAAUACAAGGUCCUCUCAUACCUCUGCCAGUAAAAUCCCUCAACUGCAACCUAGAAAAGAAACCUUCUUCUAAACAUAUCUCUAUAUCUGCUCUACCCUUCAAUCCUUCCCAAAUCAGAGUUCGAAAACUAAACAUCAUCCUGUGAACACGUCAACCUGAACACGUUCAAACUGAACUCCAAGAAUCAAACGAACGAGCUCAGUUUGAACUUAAACCAGCGUUUAAUGAUGCCAGAUAAAAUGACAACUGAAGAACCUGAAUUUUAGUGCUAAAAUACUGAACUAAUCUUUGCUUCUUGUUCUCUCAAAUAAUUCCCUAGAACCCUGGGAUGAUAACUACCCUGUACAGUGUAUAAUUGUACUGCGUAUACACGUGUACAGGGUGACCCCUGCAUAAAGCAGACUUAAGACUGCCACCAACCUAAAAGUACUAUUUUACAUGAAACUUCGUGAUCCUAUUUUUCUACCAAACCAUUCCAAACAUUUAUCAGCAUUUCAAUACUAAUAUCAUAGCAUACUGA
Molecule: messenger RNA, 3218 nt
Organism: Eurytemora carolleeae
Lineage: Eukaryota; Metazoa; Arthropoda; Copepoda; Calanoida; Temoridae
Exons: 22
Coding region: 98-2770 (890 amino acids)
Source: RefSeq, a predicted model, not a curated record